Messenger RNA from Oncorhynchus gorbuscha (pink salmon), 1255 nucleotides. RefSeq names its product intraflagellar transport protein 81 homolog. Gene Ontology annotation, biological process: intraciliary transport; cilium assembly. Lineage: Eukaryota; Metazoa; Chordata; Actinopteri; Salmoniformes; Salmonidae. The transcript has 5 exons. Bases 134 to 448 code for a protein of 104 amino acids. The record is from RefSeq and is a predicted model, not a curated record. Gene Ontology annotation, molecular function: tubulin binding. Gene Ontology annotation, cellular component: centrosome; intraciliary transport particle B; cilium.
UAUGAGGAAAAGAAGGCCAAGUAUGACAGCUGUGCUGCAGGUCUGGAGAGUAACCAAUCCACUGGACCAGGAGGUGAGAGCUCUGAGGGAGGCGACGACUCGGGAGGAAAACUGAUACCACUACAUCAACUGCAUGAAAGAGAUCAUUGAGUUGCAAAUGCAGCAAGCAGCAGAUGAGAUGAAGGCCCCUGAUCCGCAAGAGAAGAGGAAAACCAUCAGGGAGCAGUACAUGAAGAACGUUGCAGAGCAGGAGUCCCUGGGCAAGAAGUUGCGUGAGCAGCAGAAGGCGGUGAGGGAGAGCCACAGGCCCAACAUGAAGCAGGUGAAGAUGUGGCUCGACCUGGAGCAGCUGAUGGUGUGCAAGCUUGGGUGCUUCCCGAGGGCCCAGAACCAGGUUUCCAUUGGUCAGGUCAUCCAGGAGGGCGGUGAGGAUAGGCUGGUGCUGUGAGAAUGAGGAGACUGUCAACGCAGGGCCAACUCUGGUACACUAAGCUCUACCACAAUGACCAGGACUUCUCACUCAUCUCACUACUGUACUUCGUUCUCCAGUUAUAGUUCAUCAGUCUGUCUCGCUUUUUAUCUAUUUUAGGUACUUUUCAUCUCUUAAUGUAAUCAAAACAUCUCUGCUUUCAUUGCCUAAAGUUAAAAGGAUUCAAUUCAACCAAUCUGUGUUGAUCCUGGUUUAGUUAGCUAGUUAUGUUCUCUGUGAAUAAUCCCAAACUAAGAUUUAGUUCCAUUUAACAGAUUUUUCUCCCGUGAGGAGCACCUUUCUGAUGAUGAUAUUGUGAGAGGUGCCUGAUGAGAACUGAAAGAACACAUGAUCCAGAAGGUGUCUGACGGAUAAGAGGUUUAACUCUCUGGCUCUUUGACUUCAAACAAAUCCUCAGCCUCCAUAUUUGUUGACACAUCUUUAAGAAUACAGCUCCAAUCUAUAUGUCUAAAGAUAACCGCGUACAAAGUGUUGCACUUGGGAAGCGGCUGCGCGCCGCUAUUUUGGGAAACAACUUCCAUGACCUUGGGCCGAGGAGCUUGCCUAUUUUGGAAAUCAAUUGGACCUCUGUUGUUAAAACAGGACAGUGCAGGGUGAACUGGUCCAGCAUUAUCAUCUUGCAUAUUGUAUAUUGGCCAAGUCUAUGCCCGUUUUAACACUUAAAAUGUAACGACUCAAUUUUUAAAACUUAUAUCACAUUAGCUACAUAAUAUCCUGUUGUAUUUCUCAUUUGACUUUGUUAGUACAAAUACAUUCUUAAAACAA